Trichomonas vaginalis G3 is the source of this 336-nucleotide messenger RNA. RefSeq names its product protein of unknown function, DUF4106 family. The transcript has a single exon. NCBI's taxonomy places the organism in Eukaryota, Parabasalia, Trichomonadida, Trichomonadidae. The coding region runs from base 1 to 336 and encodes 111 amino acids. The record is from RefSeq and is a predicted model, not a curated record.
AUGCAAACAAUACGCAAAGACUCAAAUACAAACUAUGACAAACUCUUUCUAGGAUAUAGGUUACCUGAGAUGGGCGACCAGAGCCCAAAGGCAAAAAGGACAUGGGAAAUUUACAACAUACUAGGUGAACAUGAGGCAAAGAUGCAACAACUUGAAGCAGAGGGCAAGUUACCAAAAGCGACACCAAAGAAGAAGAGAAGAGUAGAACAAAGUGAAAGUAGUGAAGAAGUAACUUCAUCUAGUGAAAGUAGUGGCAAUGAAGGAAAAAGAAGAGUUAAAAACUCAGUCAGGAAGAAAGUAAAGCUUGGUCCACGUGGGUUCUAUUAUGACAUAUAA